Molecule: messenger RNA, 1146 nt
Organism: Dichotomopilus funicola
Lineage: Eukaryota; Fungi; Ascomycota; Sordariomycetes; Sordariales; Chaetomiaceae
Product: oxidative stress survival, Svf1-like protein
Exons: 4
Coding region: 1-1146 (381 amino acids)
Biological process (GO): response to oxidative stress
Cellular component (GO): cytoplasm
Source: RefSeq, a predicted model, not a curated record
AUGUUUAAGUGGGCGCAGCAGCAGCUCGCCAAUGUCGCUGGCACACAAGAGCCGAUCUACGGCCCCGAGGCCAUCAAGUCGGUCGCCGUUGAAGCUGAGACUACACCCUACACCGAGCUUACUCGGGACGACCUAAAAUGGGAGGUUAUGGAGUCAACCUCGGUUGAGACUCAGACCUUCUACUUCAUAGCCGACAACGGGAAGUUGGCGUUUGCCCAGGUCAUCUAUAGUAACGUGGCCGGCAUCCGAACCACCGCCCAGUUCAACCUCAAGAUCUUCAGCCUCGACGGCACAACGCCUCACCUAUGGUCCUCGACGCCCCUGAGCAACCCCGACUUUACAGAGGACAAGACCGGCUUUUACGCUGACGAUUGCGCCAUUGAGCUGUCUGAGGAUGGCACCACAUUGACAAUCAAGUCCAUGGCCGACCAGCAAGCGAUCACCAACCUCACCGUCAAGCGGGUAGCGCCGGGAUUUAAAGCAGGCAAGACCGGUAACACUCUUUUUGGUACCGACCUAGCCAACCCAUGGGGCACCAUGCGCCACGUCUUCUGGCCGAGGUGCACAGCUGAGGGAACGGUCAUGACUAAGGACGGCCCCAUCGACUUGAAGGGCAAGGCUCUCUUCGCCCACGCGCUGCAAGGCAUGAAGCCGCACCACGCGGCGGCCAAGUGGAAUUUCUGCAACUUCCAGGGCCCAACUCACUCAGCCAUCCUCAUGCAGUUCACCACGCCACCGUCGUACGGCUCUACCGUGGUAAACGUGGGCGUCAUCGCCAAGGACGGAGAGAUCAUCGUCGGUGGCUGCAAAAGCAACGCGACACACCUUGAAACCAAGAGCGACGGCGAAAAUGACUGGCCCGAACCGACGACGGUCAAGUAUACAUGGACCGGCGAGACUAAGGACAAGAAGCCGGUGGACGCUUUCAUCGAAGGCAACUUGGAGGAUAGGCUUGACAGGAUAGACGUUAUGGCCGAGGUUCCCGGUUUCGUCAAGAAGAUCGUAGCAGGUGCCUCGGGCACGAAGCCAUACAUCUACCAGUAUGCGCCGCAAAAGUCGAAAAUAUCAUUGAAACUUAAGAUUGGCGACGAGGAAGUUACGGAAGAGGGCUUCCUUUUCAGCGAAGCGACGUUCAUCUCCGAAUAG